GGAAGAAGAAGAUUAUAACGGUUCAUUCAAAAUCAACCAGCUGCAGCAGAGGCUGUAUAUAAAAAAAUAUAUGUAUUCCAAUUAUAAACUAUUAGAAGUUAAACUACGCAUGCCCAAUGAUGAAGACACAUUUCCCGUUGUGAAAGAACCAAUAAAUGUCGGUGUAUACAGUGUGUCGCCCGAGGGAGUAUUUGAGAAUUGCAACAAACGUAUGCGAUUCUUUCAACCUUUAGUCACGUGUCCCUUCGCCCUAGGAGCCAACGAGAAUCUACUUCAGGACGAAGAUGUCGCAAAUCGAAGUUAUUUGGAUACGCUGCUCCUAUUCCUGACAUCCACACAAGAAAGGCGCCAAAUGAUUAGGAAUACCGAAUUUGUCUGCAGUCGCGAUGUCUUAGUCCUGCUCUUGUGCACUCCUUACGAUCGAAAAAAGAAAUGGUCCAUUGCGGUCAGUAAAUAUCGCAAUACCAUAUAUAUGUGUCUGGUACCAGACGAGGACGUCGUCGAACAAUUGGACAAUAGACGCAUUCGGAUAUUAUACAAAAACUCUUUGCUGAAAAAGUUGCAACAACACUGUCUGGUAUCAAGAGUUGAAGAUUUGAAUCGAAUUGAAGAUUAUGAACAGAGAACGGAAAAUGGUCAACUCUAUGGUGUAUUUAAGACGACUUUUGGUGACUCGCAUCUCUUAUUUGAUGCUCCUGUCAUCGCCGAGAACACUAAUAAUUACGCACUUAAUGGAAAACUUAAGAAUUGUUCUUUAACUAAUACUGACAGUAUUGGUCAACCCACAACGUUUGUGGAUCUGCGUCUGCGACAGGAUACAAUGAGUGGUCCUGAAUGGGUAGCACACUAUACAAAUGAGAUGAUUUUGUGGUGGGCGGAAUGCUUCUUGACUGGCAUCAAGACAAUACACGUUGCCCAACAUGAUAAAGAUUUGAUUGUGAAACGGUUUCAUGACUUGGUGGCGCGUGAUUUUCAUCUGGAGUGCAAGAAACACUGGUCGUCGUACGCUUGUGCCAAUUUCAUGUCACGUUUCUUGAUGGACAUCAAAAAGCUAAUGGCUCCCGUGGAUAGCCCUAAUGCCGUUUAUAUGGUGGAAUACGACCCAAAGGGCGAAGGAAUCACCUACAGGGUUGAGGCGGAACGUAAUGAGCAUACAUUCAUACCCGAUUGGUAUACAAAAAAGUUUAAGCUGAACGGCAGUAGUAGCAUGCCUUUUUAAUAUUCAGUAUAAAGUUGAACAUUUGUGUCUAUUGAUAAGUGAGGAGAGUUAUGUUUAAGUUUAUUGACAGCAGUAAUUGAAAUUUAUGUAAUCACACUAUUAAAUAAUUUAAUACAAGUUUUGUUUACAUUUUGUUUCAUUUUUUGUUUUUUGUUUCUGAGAAUGCAUUCGAUUUUACAAAAAUAUGGAAAUGCUACUUAGUUACAUACUAAAUUUAGACGCAGACACAGCUGUGUGUUGUUGGCUUACAGCUCGGUCUUCUUGGGCUUGGCGCUGCGAUCGAAGCCCUUCAGUUCUGUGGUCGCCUCCUUGGCAAUGUACUUGAUGAAAUCAUCAAGUUCGCGACCGCCA
Messenger RNA from Drosophila albomicans, 1570 nucleotides. RefSeq names its product protein cutoff. The transcript is spliced from 3 exons. The record is from RefSeq and is a predicted model, not a curated record. Bases 71 to 1219 code for a protein of 382 amino acids. Lineage: Eukaryota; Metazoa; Arthropoda; Insecta; Diptera; Drosophilidae. Gene Ontology annotation, cellular component: cytosol; nucleus. Gene Ontology annotation, biological process: NAD-cap decapping; nuclear-transcribed mRNA catabolic process.